Molecule: messenger RNA, 2577 nt
Organism: Leptonychotes weddellii (Weddell seal)
Lineage: Eukaryota; Metazoa; Chordata; Mammalia; Carnivora; Phocidae
Source: RefSeq, a predicted model, not a curated record
GCCGCCGCUCCGGGCGCCAACGGCUUCGCGGCUGCAGCGCGCCCCUCGCCUUCUCGGACGUUGCUCUGGGGGUUCCAGGGAGCCGCGGCACUAAGGACCCGAACGGAGAAUAAAGUCUAGAAGACAUUAAGGAUGGCACGAAGGGCCGAGUCGUUGAGGAAGAUGCGGCCAAGUGGCAGCACCUCCUGUACCCUCUGGGACUGAUGCAUUAUCCACUUUAAAAAGUGGUUAACCGAAGGAAAGAUUCUUCAGCAACAACACACAUAUUUGCUUUAUUUUGCGCUCUGAUUUGGGGGAACACAAGCCAACUUAGAGCUUCUUCAUCUCAUCUCACCAGUCUCAUCUACCAGUUGUAUUGUUUAAAAGGUACAUGGCUAAGCGCUGGACACCUUACCAGGAUUCCACAGUUCUCUCAUGGUGAAUUCUUGAUGGAUUUCACUCCUCGAUGCUGGUGACUCCUGGGCAGGAGACAUGGCUCUGAUUUGGCUGGGGUUUGGAAGACAGCAUCUUUGUCUGCUAAAGAGAAGGAGUUCCUUGCUGUUGAAACUCACAGCUGUUGUCUUUGCGGUGCUUCUGUUUUGUGAAUUUUUAAUCUAUUACUUAGUGAUCUUUCGGUGUGAUUGGCCUGAGGUGAAAACUCCAGCCCACGACAGUGGACAAAAGACUCUGAAAGCCAUGUUUUUGGCUGAUACCCACUUGCUUGGGGAAGUGCGAGGCCAUUGGCUAGACAAAUUACGAAGGGAGUGGCAAAUGGAGAGAGCCUUCCAGACGGCUCUGUGGUUGUUGCAGCCAGAAGUCGUCUUCAUUCUAGGGGACAUCUUUGAUGAAGGGAAGUGGAGCUCCUCCCAGGCCUGGGCAGAUGAUGUGGAGCGGUUUCAGAAAAUAUUCAGACACCCACGUCACGUGCAGCUGAAGGUGGUUGCUGGCAACCAUGACAUUGGCUUCCACUAUCAGAUGAGCACAUACAAAAUAAAACGAUUUGAGAAAGUUUUCAACCCCGAAAGGCUGUUUUCUUGGAAAGGAAUGAAUUUUGUGCUGGUCAACAGCGUCGCCCUGGAAGGGGAUGGCUGCCACAUUUGCUCUGAAGCCGAAGCCGAACUCAUCGAAAUUUCUCACAAACUGAAUUGCUCCCGCGAGGUAGGAGAGCACCUGGAGGCACAGGUGCGUCUGUUCUGGCAUCUUCUGUGGGGGCAGUCGCUGCACUUUGUGUUUGGUGCAUCCCUCAGCGCCCCCUUCCUUUCCUACCGCUCGGGGAGGGCCGGCUCUGGCGGCUUAACUGAUUUCUCACCGCAGAAACGUGGCCCCGGCCGCUGCCGGGGGGCGCCGCUGCUGCCCGCGUCGGCCCCGGUGCUCCUGCAGCAUUUCCCGCUUUUCCGGAGGAGCGAUGCGAAUUGUUCCGGGGAGGACGCCGCGCCUCUGGAAGAGCGGGCCAUCCCGUUUAAGGAGAGAUACGACGUGCUCUCCCGGGAGGCCUCACAGCAGCUGCUCUGGUGGCUGCGACCACGCCUCAUCCUGAGCGGCCACACGCACAGUGCGUGCGAGGUGCUCCACGGCGCCGGAGUCCCCGAGAUCAGCGUGCCGUCUUUCAGUUGGAGGAACAGAAACAACCCCAGCUUCAUCAUGGGCAGUAUGACGCCCACAGAGUACGCCCUCACCAAGUGCUACCUCCCCUACGAGAACACCGUUCUGGCCACAUACUGUGUAGCAGCUGGGCUCCUGGUGGUCCUCAUAUUAGUUCACUCUGGGCUUCUACCCUCACCUCUUAUUUUUGGCUGGAACCUGCUCAGAAAAUUUAAGACCACGUAAAGAGCAGGAGACUUUUGUAUUUCAUAAUAAAUAACAAAGCCCAAGAAACUGGACCUUGGGCAGGGCUCAUGUGAGAUGAGAUCAAAGGAGGCUGUCUUUACACACAUCACAGAAACUGUAAAUCACUGAUGCGAAUUCCUGCAGAAUAAAUAGUUGAUGGUACUGUUCUCAUGCUAUAAAAAUGGAACGUGUACUCUACAACAAGUCUCUUUUCUCAUUUUAUCAAAUAUAUGUAUAAUCAAAGAUCGUGUCUGUACAAUAUGUAAAAGCUAUUAAAGUCAUCACUUGCAUGCACUAGACUGUCCUACAUCCCCCAAGGUAGAGCCAGCGGCCCGGGAACACACUCGGGAUUGUGUUUGCACAAACACUGGGUUUGCUUCUGUCCCCCUACAAAGUGGUCCUCAAACUCUUAUAUGUUAUAAAGCUGUACACUUAAAAUAAUAAAAGUACAGAUGCCACAAGCAGGAAUAUAUUGUUUUUGCAGACUUUUGUACUUCUGUGCUAAUAAUGGAAUCAGAUUUUUUGAGAAGUGUAAUUUUCUCUCCAGCAGACCAGGCUGUUAAAUGUGAAUGUAAUGCCCGUCCACGAUCCAAAGAAACUUGAAAAAAGGACUGGGAAGUGGCUUUUGGUAUUUAAAAAUAAAUAUGUUUUGAUAAUUUUAAGCCAGAUAAAAUGUGUUCUUUCUGUGUGUCUUCUAUGAGCCUGGCUCUGUCUCUGAAUAGGAAGUUUAGUUGCAAGGGAACUGCUGAGUGAUAAUGUAUGUAACAGCAU